Molecule: messenger RNA, 1908 nt
Organism: Xiphophorus hellerii (green swordtail)
Lineage: Eukaryota; Metazoa; Chordata; Actinopteri; Cyprinodontiformes; Poeciliidae
Product: protein FAM107B-like
Exons: 5
Coding region: 577-1149 (190 amino acids)
Biological process (GO): regulation of actin cytoskeleton organization; actin filament bundle assembly; actin filament polymerization
Cellular component (GO): neuron projection; synapse; stress fiber
Source: RefSeq, a predicted model, not a curated record
AUUUAGAACAAUUUAAGUGAAACUUACUUUCUUGUAAGUUAGUUUUGUCCGAUUUAAAGGGCACUAAGAUUUUUGAAGUUAAACAGAAAUACUUGGUCAGAAUUAGUUUUUGCAGUGCAGCUCCACGUUUCCUCUCUGGUCUUCCAGGCGUCUCGUCUUGUUCAUUUGAUGAAACCAGUUCGCCUCCCAGUUCCUCCAGUACAUCCCAGAGCCGUGGAUGGAGGGAAACUCGGACCUGCUGGGAUGAAGAAUCCCGUCUCCAUCCUGGUUGGAGGAGAUGUGAGGAACCUUCUGCUCUCUGGCUUCCUGUCUGCUGGGAUUACCAUAAUCCCACCUUAACUCCUCACAGCUGAGAGUCAGACAGGAACAGGUGGCUGCUCCUCCUCCUUCUCCUCUUCCUUCUCCUCUUCCUCACUCUCUCCUGGCUCAGUCCGGCUGAUCUCUGCUCUGCUGCCGGUUGGGAUGAAGUUCAGUGGUCCGCCUGACUCGCUGGUGGGCUAACCGAACCCAGAGCUCCGUCUGUCAGGCUGCAGAUCAGGAAGGAUCAGAGGAGGGGCGUCGCUCCUGCUGGGAAUAAUGGGAGCUUCUUAUGGGAAGAAGAAAUCGUACAGCAUCGACCAUGAGCCUCUGUCCAGACAGCCAGGGGCGAAGAACCGGAAGCAGCCAAAUGGCAGAGCUUCGGCGUACUCUGACCUGCAGCAGCAUCGCCCCGGUGACGUCCACAGGAGGUCGUCCCCGGCAUCCAGCUGCGUCCCCCCGCCUGACUACAUGGACGGAGACGAGGACCUGAUCAAACCCAAGAAGCUGCUGAAUCCCGUCAAGACGUCCAGGAGCCACCAAGAGCUGCACAGGGAGCUGCUGAGCAGCUGCAGACGGGGGGGCAGCGGCGUGGAGACCAAGCCGGAGCUGCAGCGGGUUCUGGAGUCCAGGAAGCGGGAUCAGCUGAUCCGCCAGAGGAAACAGGAAGAGGAAGCGCGCAAGAAGAUUUCCCCGCUGGAGGCCGAGCUGCUCAAGAGACACAUGAAGCUGGAGGAGCUGGAGCGUCAGCAGGAGCAGCAGGAGGAGGAGAACCUCAGAGCUCCAGAGUUUGUUAAAGUCAGAGAAAAUCUGAGACGGACGUCCUUCCAUGCAGACGAGAAGGAGGUGUAGAGACGGAGACACAAAGUGUCCAGAAGGUGACAGGAGGACAGGAUGUUCUGGGGACGGAGCGUCCAUAGCAGGACUCUGCGAGGUCGGGGACAUGGCGGCCAUGAUGUCUCCCAGCAGAUGUUAAACCUGUCAGAUCCCUGAUCUGAUGCUAAUGUUUCCGCAUCAUGAUGAUUGUUAGACAGCUGCUGCCCCCUGGUGGUCAGCUUGUAGACAGCAGCACCUGGAUGAGCAGGUAGACCCACCUUAAGAGGAAGAUGAGGCUCUUCAUCAGCCUGAUGAUGCUUUGAUUAGCAGAACAGAUUUUCUGCUCUCUCAUUGGUCAGGACGAUCCUCGGGUCUUUCAGCUCAAACUUCUUCUUCUUUGUGCCUUUUCUGUCAGGAACCGUUCCUCUGGGUCCUCCUGCCGCAGAAACAAGUUUUAUGUAGGUUUUAUUAAAACCAGAGCCGUUUUAUAGGCGUAACCAUGUUAGAUCUGUGUUGUAGAGUUCAGCUCAGUGAGUUCAAGCUAACUCCUGUAGGACGUCUAACAGCUGCUAACAUCUGGCCCGCCCAGCUGUCCCUCUGCUGGGACCUGAUGAUGCAAAACAGCUGCAGUCACGAACCGACAGAGGAACCGCUGAGGCCGGGUCGGCAUGAGACACGAAACCACUUCCUGUCUGAGCGAGAACAGCUGCAGAGAUUUCACAGCAAUUCAUGCUCAGACGAUGGACCGUAGGUUUGUUGACUGAUGUUGUGCCUGAAUAAAUCUUUAUUAAAGCA